Molecule: messenger RNA, 744 nt
Organism: Dromiciops gliroides (monito del monte)
Lineage: Eukaryota; Metazoa; Chordata; Mammalia; Microbiotheria; Microbiotheriidae
Product: pulmonary surfactant-associated protein A-like
Exons: 4
Coding region: 1-744 (247 amino acids)
Source: RefSeq, a predicted model, not a curated record
AUGACUCUGUCCUCACUGGUCCUGUCCCUGACACUUCUGUUGUCUUCUCUGGUCAUGGGUGGCAUGGAACUGUGCCCUGGAAGUGCUGGUAUCCCAGGAACCCCUGGUGCUCCAGGUCUGCCUGGCAGAGAUGGUCGGGAUGGUGUCAAAGGAGACCCUGGGCCACCAGGCCCCAUGGGACCCCCUGGAGGCAUGCCAGGGCUCCCUGGAAGGGAUGGGCUGACUGGGGCUCCUGGAAGUGUAGGUGAACGAGGUGAAAAGGGUGUGCCGGGUGAGAGGGGACCUCCAGGGCUUCCUGCUUAUUUAGAUGAAGAGUUACAGUCUGUACUUCAGGACUUCAGACAGCGCAUCCUACAGUGUAUGGGAGUUCUCAACUUGGUAGGCAGCAUGUUGCAGGUGGGAGAGAAGAUCUUUUCUACAAAUGCUCAGUAUGCGAAUUUUGAGAAGAUCAGUGAGACAUGUGCCAAGGCAGGUGGCACUGUUGCCACCCCAAGAAAUGCAGAGGAGAACUCUGCUAUCAUGAGCCUCGUGCAGAAGUACAAAACAUAUGCCUACCUAGGCCUGAAAGAAGGGAAGAUACCAGGGGAAUUCUACUACCUCAAUGGAAGCCCAGUGAACUAUACCAACUGGUACUCAGGGGAGCCUGCCGGAAAAGGGCGGGAGCCUUGUGUGGAGAUGUACAGAGAUGGCACCUGGAAUGACAAAAGCUGUCUGCAGUAUCGCCUCACCAUCUGUGAGUUCUGA